Messenger RNA from Mercurialis annua (annual mercury), 1045 nucleotides. RefSeq lists its product as uncharacterized. Bases 85 to 735 code for a protein of 216 amino acids. The record is from RefSeq and is a predicted model, not a curated record. NCBI's taxonomy places the organism in Eukaryota, Viridiplantae, Streptophyta, Magnoliopsida, Malpighiales, Euphorbiaceae. The transcript has 6 exons. Gene Ontology annotation, cellular component: nucleus.
GACGUUCUAACAACAACAACACAGCCGUCGGUUAAUUUCGCCGAACUGAAACAAAACUAUCAAACUCUUCUCAGUGUAGUUGCAAUGAGCAGCCAAAACAUAGAGCAAUCUAACAUUCCAGACAGCACAGCUCAUAAAGAACAAGUACAAGAAUCACAAGACGACCAAUCAAAACCAGUUGUUGAACAAAACCAAAUUGACGAUGAAGAGUUACAUAAACUUCUUUUACCUGACGUCACCAAUCUUCCUCUUCUUCCUCCCACUUCUACUCAAACCAACUUCGUCUCUUAUUUUGCUCCAGAUUUUACCAAGCCCGGACACGACCAGUAUGUUUAUCGACAUGCCAAUGGUUUGUGCGUGAUUGGUCUGGCUUCUACUCACGUUGCUUUUAAGGAAGAAGGUGGAAUCACGGCCGUUGAUUUUAAUGUUGGCAAGUCUGAUCGGAGUGGUUUUAAGGUUACCGGAAAACGCAAAAGGAAUGCACAACACUUUGAAUCCAACACAGCUUUGUGCAAAGUGUGUACGCAGGAUGCUUCUUAUAUUGUCAGGUGUUGUGUUAAAGGCUCGCUGCUGGAAGUGAAUGAUCGGCUAAUUAAACAGCCGGGAUUGCUUAAUUCUUCUGCGGAUAGAGAAGGAUACAUUGCCAUUAUGAUGCCAAAACCAGCAGAUUGGCUGAAGAUCAAGGAUUCAUUACUAAGCCUUGAAGAAUACAAGAAAUUGAGAGAAGGCACGUGAGUAUUGACGAGCCUUGAUUAUUUUCUUGGCCUUGGAGAGGAACCAGAGAUGCAGAAUCAUACUGCCUCAGAGAGAAUUUUUUCGCUGGGAGAAUCGCCCAUCAUUAAUUUAUACACUCGGCUCUUCAGCUGCCCUCAGGUUAGAUACAAGGGCAAUUUGCACCACUGUGUUAGAUUUUUUUUUUAAUUCUACGAAUAAAAUUCGAUUAAUAACCGACAUGUUUGUCUUAUGAUUCAUUAACUAGAACCAGAGUAAAUUGCUAUUAAGGCUGCACUAACAUAAGUAGCAAAAGGUCCUAUGAUUACUGUUA